Kluyveromyces lactis is the source of this 1425-nucleotide messenger RNA. RefSeq names its product transcription factor MIG1 (gene MIG1). Lineage: Eukaryota; Fungi; Ascomycota; Saccharomycetes; Saccharomycetales; Saccharomycetaceae. The transcript has a single exon. The record is from RefSeq and is a predicted model, not a curated record. Gene Ontology annotation, molecular function: RNA polymerase II cis-regulatory region sequence-specific DNA binding. Bases 1 to 1425 code for a protein of 474 amino acids. Gene Ontology annotation, cellular component: nucleus; cytoplasm.
AUGACAGAGGCGAUUAUAGAGAAAAAAAAUCAUAAGAAGUCUAUCAAUGAUCAUGACAAGGAUGGACCAAGGCCUUACGUCUGUCCCAUAUGUCAAAGGGGAUUCCAUCGACUGGAACAUCAGACUAGGCACAUCAGAACACACACUGGGGAAAGACCGCAUGCAUGUGAUUUCCCGGGAUGUUCAAAACGCUUUAGUAGAAGCGAUGAACUAACAAGACAUAGAAGGAUACAUGACAGUGAUAAACCAAAGGGGAAAAGAGGAAGGAAAAAGAAGAGUGAGACGAUAGCUCGUGAAAAGGAAUUAGAAUUGCAGCGGCAAAAACAACGAAACGCAAACGACUCUGCGGCUGUUGAUUCUGCUGGUGGAACGAGCGCUAAUGUCAUAGAACCAAACCACAAACUUCUGAAAUCCACUAAUUCGAUUAAACAAGAUGGUUCAACAUUUACUGAACCUCUGAAAUCGUUGAGGUCGAAGCCAAUGUUUGAUCUCGGUAGCGAUGAAUCGGAUGAAUGCGGUAUAUAUAGUGUCCCACCUAUUAGAUCUCAGAAUAAUAGUGGUAACAUAGACCUUCUGCUGAAUGCUGCAAAAUUUGAGUCUGACAAAGCCUCAUCCUCUUUCAAAUUUAUUGAUAAACUACCGUUGACUUCAUCUUCAUCCUCUCCGUCACUUUCGUUUACAUCUCAUUCAAUCAACAACAGCAGUAGCGGACUAUUGUUACCAAGACCAGCUUCACGUGCUAAGCUUUCUGCUUUAUCAUCAUUACAAAGAAUGACACCCUUGUCUCAAAAUUCAGAGUCAUAUAAUCAUUCGCAACAGAAUCUAGUACAUCUUCACCAUCCCGCACCCAACCGACCAUUGACCGAGUUUGUUGAUAACGAGUAUAUAAGUAACGGUCUGCCUAGAACCAGAUCGUGGACAAAUCUGUCGGAACAGCAAUCACCAUCGGGCUUCAGCUCCUCUGCACUUAACUCCAGAUUCUCGUCAUCCAAUAGUCUCAACCAACUGAUAGAUCAACAUUCAAGAAAUUCAAGUACUGUAAGCAUAUCUACUCUACUGAAGCAAGAAACCGUAAUCUCACAAGAUGAGGAUAUGAGUACAGAAGAUGCAUAUGGCCGGCCACUUAAGAAAUCAAAAGCCAUAAUGCCCAUCAUGAGACCUAGUUCUACAAUGCCACCAAGUUCCGGCUCAGCUACAGAAGGAGAAUUUUAUGAUGAACUUCAUUCAAGGCUUAGAUCGAUGGAUCAACUGCCGGUAAGGAACAGUAAGGACGAAAAAGAUUACUAUUUCCAAAGUCAUUUUUCAAGUUUACUGUGCACUCCAACGCACAGUCCUCCACCGGAAGGAUUGUUACCCAGUUUGAAUCAGAAUAAGCCAGUGCAGUUGCCAUCACUUCGAAGCUUAGACCUUUUACCACCAAAAUAA